Rhinichthys klamathensis goyatoka is the source of this 1077-nucleotide messenger RNA. Its product is annotated as E3 ubiquitin/ISG15 ligase TRIM25. NCBI's taxonomy places the organism in Eukaryota, Metazoa, Chordata, Actinopteri, Cypriniformes, Leuciscidae. The record is from RefSeq and is a predicted model, not a curated record. Gene Ontology annotation, molecular function: zinc ion binding.
AUGUCGGCCACACAUAAAGUUCCAGAGAAACUCUUAUUUGUGAGCUGUGAUUUAUGUGUGGAGGUGAAAACUCCGGCACUGAAGACCUGCUUAAAGUCUGAAAUCUCUAUGUGUGUUCAGCACCUACAGACCCACCUGACCACUCCAGUGCUGCUGCAAACCCAUCCGCUGACUAACCCAGAAUCAGGUUCCUCUAGUCAAAUGGCCAGCAAAUGCUCAGCUCACGACAAGCUAGUGGAAUACUACUGCCUGGAUGAUCGUGUAUUGGUGUGCAUGUCUUGUGUCAUCGAGAAAGGACAUUGUCUGCAUAACAUGAAGACGCUACAGAGCCAUCUGGAGCUGGUGGAUCAACUGAAAGAAGAGUUAGAGACUCUGGCUCAGAGGCAGAACCAGGCAAAGAAGCUGGAAAUGUGGCAUAAAGACCAAAUACAGACUCUGGAGGACUGUGUUAGUCAGCUCAUGGAGACCGGAUUUGCCCUGAAGGAUCUGGUCUUUACAAGUUUAGAGACCUCAGUAUCAGCCAGACUGGGGACACUUCUAAAGUUCAGUUCAGUUCAGCUGGAGGAAAGGGAUCAUUUCAGCUUCUUGCAGAAAUUUGCCAGUGUACAGAAAGCUAUGAUGGACGCUCACAUAGUGGAUCUGAAACAGGGAAUCGAACCCGAUCGCACUAAAUUAAUUGAAAAUAUCAAAAAGACUGGACCAAUUAUUAAGAAGCAGGAGGAUAAACUCCAGGAAAAGUUUCUUGCUGUUGCUGACCAUGAAUAUCACUCAUUUGCACAAAAUGAAGCAAAAGUGGUCUCGGAGCUGACCUUUGACCCUCUGACUCUAGGGCCCGGGAUGACUCUGUCUAAAGAUCUUAAAACACUGUGCUUCAACUCCUCUGCCACGAAACUGGCCGAGAAUCACAUUGUUCGCUGCCUGCAACAUUUUCGAACAGACAUGCGCUGGUUCUUCCAACUCUCCGAACAUUUUGACUGGACCAUUGGUCUUUGUGACACCUCAGCCACUAACAGAUAUUAUUCAGAGCAUCCUGGACUCCUCAUCAUCCAUCUUCUGGAUGAAGAAUUCCUUUCUUAA